ACGAGUGAACCGUGUUGUCGUAAUUUCUGGAAAAUGAACUGCUUUCCCGUGAUAUUUGUAUUAGUUUUAAUUUUUGAUAUCGUAUCUUUAUUUGAAACAACGAAAGAGCCACCAAAAGAGACCACCUCAGUGAGUUUGUACAAAAUAUCACUGAGUGACUAUCACCCAACUCCAGACAACUGGGACUCGAAACAUGACAAAAUUAUGAAGUCACUAUGGGUUUACCGACCUCCUUCAUUGCAGACGCAGCUAUUAGAAGAUCGUGAUGUUCAACAAGUGGCCUUUAAAGCGCCCCAUUUGUUGACGAGACUAGCAAAGCCGUUUGAGUUUGGUGCUGAUCCUUAUUUUAGUAAGGGAUACUUUGAGCCAUUCGAGAGAAGACACAGGCCAGUCACGCUUGUGGCUUUUAGAAAAAAUGGAAAAAGUGGAUACAUGCCGCGUAGAAGUGUGACAAAGCAUGAUUCAUCUGAAAUAGCGGAACUCCAGUCGCCUUACAAUGAAAUUGGGAGCCUCUGGCAAGAAGAACCAAGCGUGUACAGCACUUAAGUCGUAAAAUAAAUAGAUAAACCUAAGAGAUAAACUUAUGUUUUUUUCAUUUAUUUGAUUGGUUGAUUGAUUGAUUGCUGAUUAGCAUGUUUGUUUUGUAAACAGUUCUACGAAUUAAAAUAGUCAUCGUAUUUAAAUAAAAUCUUAGAUUAUAAAAUUAUAUUAUACUUAUAGUUAGCAAGAUAGUGUUAAUGGGGAAAGUUUUAUCAAAUUAUGUUCACUGUUCAGUGUUAGACGUUGGCUAAACAAAUACAAAAUCAGUAGGUAAAAGAACACAUUUGAUAUAAGAUCUUCUUACCAAUCAUUUUAAGUGAAUGUAGCAGCAGCAGAUUCUUAGAUAUGAAUCUCUUUUGUAGAAGAGAGGUACCUUUUCCGAUUAAUAACUGCAGUGAGUGAGUCAACCUAGUGAGUCAGGUCACAAGAGCCCAUAGGAGCAUCGACAUUGACCUACUAGCGUGGUAGCCUUCCUGAUGGGAAGUCAGCAGAUGGUACAACAUCAAUCCGGAUUCCUCACUCAAACGACUACGGUCUACGAUGUUUUCAAGGACAAGCCAAGGACUUUCCUUUCAAACACGUCGUCUCAAACUAAGGUCUCAAACCUCAAACUUUAUCAAAUACCUUGUCAAAUACCUA
Molecule: messenger RNA, 1179 nt
Organism: Colias croceus (clouded yellow)
Lineage: Eukaryota; Metazoa; Arthropoda; Insecta; Lepidoptera; Pieridae
Exons: 5
Coding region: 34-546 (170 amino acids)
Source: RefSeq, a predicted model, not a curated record